CCGCUUUAAUUGCUGCUACGUAACCUCCAGGUCCAGAUCCAAUAACAACAAUAUCUGCAUCUUCAGAGCUUGAGUAAUAACGAUUUUGUAAUAAGUUUCCUAGUAUUCUUUGGUUAUGUCUUAAAGUGGGCUGAAAAAUGUAGAAAAUACUUUAUAAACUGAACACUGCAUUUUUGUAAAUUUUUGGUAUUUAAUUAGGAAAGAAAAAAGAAUAUGUAAUUGAAUACUGAUUUCAAAUUUUGGUAUUUUUUAAUUUAUUAAAUCUUUACUUCGACCUGUAAAGGUGACAUCCACAAAAACUUGGGAUUUGCGAUGUGACAUGUGACACUGACAUGACAUUUAAUUUCACCCUGUUGCCAAAGCGAUUUCACGAGAAUCACAUUUCCAUUUUUUUCUCCCUUUUUUUAAAACGUUUAAGAGAAAAUGAUAGCACUAAAAUAUGUUUAUUUUAUUUUUAAUUUGAUAUUGAUAUUAAUGAUAAAGGAAACGUAAAUUCUAGAAAAUUUAUAAGAAUUAGUUUUUUUUUUGUUAUAAUUUUAUUCGGUAGGCGAGUUCGGAUAACACCAAUUUUGACUUUGACAUUUCGUUUAACUGACUUUUAUCGGCGUGUUUUUUUCCCUUUCUGCCGAUAAGAAAAAUGGCUGCGUUAAAAACCGAAAUUAAGGAAGAUAAGGAAAAUGAUGAAGAUCAAGAACACGCCGCAGAAGAUGAUGUAGACGGGGCAAAUCCUGAGGCUUCUAAAAAAAAGAAAAAGAAAAAGAAGAAAAAAAAUAAUGUUAUACAAGAUGAAGAUGUUAAUAGUGGCGAUACCAACAAACCAGCAAACGUUGGAGUCACAGAAGAAGCUCCAGCCGAGAAUGGAGAUGUAGACAAUGAUGGAGACGCGGAGAAGAAGAAAAAGAAACGAAACCGGAAGAAAGCAGGGGGCAAACCAAAACAAACUGAUCCCCCUACAGUUUCAAUUGCGGAAUUGUUUCCAGAUGGUGUAUUUCCUAUAGGAGAAAUACAAGACUAUCCUCUUGUUAAAGACGACAGAUCUGCCAGAGAUAGAGUUACAUCUGAAGAAAAACGUGCUUUGGAUAGAAUGCAUAAUGAUAUUUACAAUGAAGUGAGGUUGGCUGCAGAAGCUCACAGACAGACAAGACAACACAUUCAAAGAUGGAUUAAACCUGGCAUGACAAUGAUACAAAUUUGCGAAGAAUUGGAGAACACUGCAAGAAAACUUAUAGCCGAAAAUGGUUUGAAAGCAGGACUGGCUUUCCCAACUGGAUGUUCAAAAAAUCACUGCGCCGCUCAUUAUACUCCUAAUGCCGGCGAUAAGACGGUUUUCGAAUAUGAUGAUGUGGUAAAGAUUGAUUUUGGAACGCAUAUUAAUGGAAGGAUCAUUGAUUGUGCUUUUACUCACACCUUUAAUCCCAAGUACAACAAGUUGGUUGAAGCUGUAAGAGAUGCCACAAAUACUGGGAUUAAAGCAGCAGGAAUUGAUGUUCAACUCUGUGAUAUUGGAGCGCAGAUUCAAGAAGUCAUGGAAUCGUACGAAGUAGAAUUGGAUGGAAAAACGUACCAAGUUAAAUCCAUUCGUAACUUGAAUGGCCAUUCAAUCUCACCCUAUAGGAUACAUGCUGGUAAAACGGUUCCCAUAGUAAAAGGAGGCGAAGCUACGGUGAUGGAAGAGAAUGAAUUUUAUGCCAUUGAAACGUUCGGAUCUACUGGUAGAGGAGUUGUACAUGACGAUAUGGAAUGUUCUCAUUAUAUGAAGAACUUUGAUGUACCAUAUGUGCCAUUGCGUUUGCAGUCAUCAAAAUCCCUUCUAAACGUCAUAAACAAGAACUUCGGAACGCUGGCGUUCUGCAAAAGAUGGUUGGAUAGAGCCGGCGCAACCAAAUACCAAAUGGCCUUAAAGGAUUUGUGCGACAAAGGUAUAGUAGACGAUUACCCACCGCUUUGUGAUAUCAAAGGGUGCUACACUGCCCAGUUCGAACACACAAUAAUGCUGAGACCGACGUGCAAGGAAGUGGUGUCCAGAGGUGAUGACUAUUAGGUUAUAUUUUUUUUUUCAAUUUUGUUGCCAAUGUUUUUUAUUCAUCAAUUGAUUAAUUUGUUAUGAGUUGACAUGAUUAAAAUAAAAAAAAAAUUAUAAGUCGAUGUACAAAUCUAACCCUUGUCCGAUCCUUUUUUUGCUACUU
This is a messenger RNA of Psylliodes chrysocephalus, 2186 nucleotides long. The record is from the annotation of a GenBank genome assembly. Lineage: Eukaryota; Metazoa; Arthropoda; Insecta; Coleoptera; Chrysomelidae.